AUGAACACAAGAGAGACGCUCGAUGCCUCUGGCGGCCCGGUGUCGCUGACGGCCUCGUUCAACAGUGACAGCAGCUGUUUCUCCGUUGGACUGAACUCAGGGUUCUGCGUAUUCAACUCGGAUCCAUGCGAGCUCAAAGUAUCAAGAGAUUUCAAUGCGGGUGUUGGCAUAGUUGAGAUGGUUGGACAGUCCAACUACCUCGCCCUCGUUGGUGGAGGCCAUACCCCCAAGUUUCCCCAGAACAAGGUGAUAAUAUGGGAUGAUGCAAAACAACUUGCUGCUAUGACACUUGAAUUUCGCACCUCGAUUCUGCGGGUGUGUAUCACAAAGUCUCGCAUAGCCGUUGCUCUCUAUGACUGUGUCCAUCUCUAUGCCUUUUCGGUCCCGCCUAAGAAGAUUGCGGUCUAUGAGACUGGAGAAAACCCGCAUGGCCUUGUUUGUCUCGGAGAGACUCACAUUGCUGUUCCGGGCCGAUCUGCCGGACAGGUGCAGCUGAUCAAAUUGGAUACAGGGAAUGUUAGCAUUUUACCUGCCCACACUUCACCCCUGAGUGCAAUGACUUUCAGUGGUGAUGGAGCGGUGCUUGCUACCGCAAGUCAAACAGGGACAAUUAUUAGAGUGUUCGCUACUAGUAACGGGGCUAAGAUGGCUGAGCUUCGAAGGGGCCUUGAUCCAGCGGAGAUAUUCUCUUUGGCAAUAUCCCCUUCCAAUACCCUUCUUGCCGUCACAUCCGACAAGGCAACUCUACACAUAUUCGACAUUCCACAUGCCAGAAAUGGCCAGGAAGCAAACAAUGCACCCACUACUACCCCACCGGACGAAUCAACAAACCGGGGAUGGGGGAUAAUAAGCAAACUGCCUUUCCUCCCGCGUGUGUUUUCAGAUGUCUACUCCUUUGCCAGUGCCAGAUUUGAUAUCGGUGAAGAACCACUCGGGUCCAACUACAUUCCGCCGCCCGGUGCGCCUUCUGAGCGACCUUCAAAGGGCAUAAUUGGUUGGACGAGCGAUAAGUCGUUGCUCGUGCUGGGAGCUGGAAAAGCCGGUAGAUGGGAACGUUUUGUCCUUCAAGAAGCAAGUGACGGGACUCGGCAGUGUCUUAGAGCAGGGUGGAAACGUUAUCUCGGAAGCUGA
Messenger RNA from Nannizzia gypsea CBS 118893, 1131 nucleotides. Its product is annotated as WD repeat domain phosphoinositide-interacting protein 4. The coding region runs from base 1 to 1131 and encodes 376 amino acids. NCBI's taxonomy places the organism in Eukaryota, Fungi, Ascomycota, Eurotiomycetes, Onygenales, Arthrodermataceae. Gene Ontology annotation, molecular function: phosphatidylinositol-3,5-bisphosphate binding; protein binding; phosphatidylinositol-3-phosphate binding. Gene Ontology annotation, biological process: protein localization to phagophore assembly site; autophagy of mitochondrion; nucleophagy. The transcript has 5 exons. The record is from RefSeq and is a predicted model, not a curated record. Gene Ontology annotation, cellular component: cytosol; phagophore assembly site membrane; extrinsic component of membrane.